Messenger RNA from Trichoplax adhaerens, 957 nucleotides. RefSeq lists its product as uncharacterized. NCBI's taxonomy places the organism in Eukaryota, Metazoa, Placozoa, Uniplacotomia, Trichoplacea, Trichoplacidae. Gene Ontology annotation, molecular function: protein-L-isoaspartate (D-aspartate) O-methyltransferase activity. Gene Ontology annotation, biological process: intracellular signal transduction; protein modification process. The transcript is spliced from 6 exons. Gene Ontology annotation, cellular component: cytoplasm. The coding region runs from base 1 to 957 and encodes 318 amino acids. The record is from RefSeq and is a predicted model, not a curated record.
AUGGGAGGUGUUGUAAGCAGUGGUGAAGAUAAUGAUGAAUUGAUCGAUAACUUGAAGAAAGUCGAUUAUCUUCGCACACCUAGUGUUGAGAAAGCAUUUCGUUCGGUCGACCGAGGCCAUUAUUAUUUAGAAGAAUAUCAAGAAAAUGCUUACUGUGAUAUGGCAUGGAAACAAGGCAAUUUACAUAUUAGUGCGGCUUGUAUUUAUGCUGAAGUAGCCGAAAGAUUAAUGAUCCAACCAGACUACCGUCAUGUAAUACCAUUCAAAGGUCAAUCAUUUUUAAAUAUCGGUAGUGGAACUGGUUAUUUAUCCACUGUCAUAGGCAAUCUUCUAGGGCCAUUUGGUGUGAAUCAUGGUAUUGAAUUGCACUUGGAUGUAGUUGAAUACGCCAAAAGUAAACUCAAAGAAUAUUUGAUUAUGUAUUGUAAUGAUGAAGAUAUCAUUGACUUUUGUAACCCGAUUUUUGUCCAUGGAAAUUGCUUUCGUAUCAACCCAAGUGCCAGGCGCUACGAUAGGAUCUAUGUCGGUGCUGCUUGCCCAGAGGAAUCUUAUGACUUUUUUAAGCAAUUACUAAAUAUUAAUGGUUAUUUAAUUAUGCCAUUUAAUGAUAAGCUUAUUCGUGUACGGAGACUCGAUGAGAAUAACUGGGAAUGCGAAGAAAUGUUAGACGUUGCUUUCUUACCGUUGAUUCCAGCGUCAGCAAAUGAUAACGAUUUACCUCACAUUCAAAUGCCUGCUUGCAAGCCUCACAGCUUAAGAAGUCUAUGUCGCCGUACUAUUCGUAAAGCUUUAGGCAAAAGUAUAUUAAAUAAAAUUAAAGAAUUGGAUCUACCCCCUACCCUGAAAAAUUAUCUAUGUUACAAUCGAAAUACCCGUAAAGAUAGGAUACGAACAAUUUCAGGCGGUUCAGAUCUUGAUAGAAAUGAGAGCAAUGGAAAUGACCAAUUAGUCAAAUAA